AUGCCGGUCGGCAACGGCUCCUGGAGUGCUUCAACGAUAUCUGGAGCUCAGGCGACAUACCAUAGAGUUGGCGAGCAGCAGUGGCCAGCCUCCCUCGUCUCUGAUGCCUGCAAGGUGCUGGAGAGGGUUGCCCUGGUGCGAUUGGAGUGGAUUUCAGCGCAGCUGCAAUUCUUCCCAGAGCAAGAGUCGGGCUUUAGGCGCUACCGCUACACGGCGGACUCCAUCGCAGACGUCGUCCCCACUCUCGAGGAUGCGAAGAGCUGCGGGGACAUGUUCAUGCUCCUGCUGCUGGAUGCGGCGAGUGCUUUUGAUGACCUCCCACACACAGUCGUCGAGGCUGCCAUGGACGGACUCGGCAUCAACGGGUGCCUCCGCAGCUUUGUCACCGGAUUCCUGAAGGGAAGGACCUUCCAGGUCCGUGUUGGAAGGGAGCUGAGCGAACCCAGGGACAUCACAGCAGGUAUCCCACAAGGAUCAGUGCUCAGCCCUCUUCUCUUCAACAUGGAACUGGCAGGAUUGCCGGCCUCACUCCCAGCCGCCACCCGAUUCCCGACCCGCUGCUCCAUUUAUGCGGUCGAUGUGGCACUAUGGGUGCGGAGACCGAGGCGAUCGACUCCGGCCAUCAGGAGGUCGCUCCAGGAGGCCUUGGAUGCGGUGGUCUCGUACUUAGGAAGCAUUGGGCUCAGGGUCUCUGCCACCAAGACGGAGGCCCUCCUGAUUCACCGGUUGGCCUCGGCCCGUCUGCAGCUCAAGCAGCUGAAGGCUGGCGCCAAAGCACUACCAUGGAAACCGGUGGUCACGUACCUGGGGCUCACCAUCGACCACCGGCUUACCUGGAUUCGAGCUGCCAAGGCGGCCACGACGAAAGCGCGCCGAGUCCAGGGAGCAAUCAGCAAGCUACAGCAGCAUGGCUGCGGAUGCACCACGAAGUGGGCACUGCGGCUCAACCAGGCCGCAGCCCCAUCUGCUCUCCUUUACGCCCUUCCACUGGUGAACCUAUCUCCAGCCAGGAAAUGCCAACUGAAGGCAUUGCACAGGGGUGCCCGAACGCUGGGACAUUUGGACCUGCUGCACCGGACACCUGAUGGCAGGGCCCUCCUAGAACGGCUUCGCAGCCUACCAUCUUCAUGGAUAGGAGGACUCUGCCUUCUCUGUGAGCAGAUCAUCACACACCCACCAGUGGCGAUUGUCUCACCACCACCACACCACCGGCCAUCAGAGGUGCACCUCUCCCUCGGUGGGGCUACAAAACAUCGGACACCUGCGGCCGCUCUGCAGCAGGCAGCAUCCUGCAAACUCCAGGAACAACUGGAAGGCUGGCUGCAGGAAUUCACCGACGGAUCCGUGAUGCCGGAUGGGUCAGCAGCAGCGACGUGCGUCAUCAAUGCCAGAGCCAUCAGCAGGCAAUGCCGCCUCCCGUUCCCAAUGAGUUCGACCGCGGCGGAACUGGUGGGGCUUCGUCUGGCCGCAGCUCUCCUGGCGGGGGACCCACCUGCGCGACCGGUCGCUGUGCUAUGCGUCAGCAAACAGGCGCUACAGUCCCUCUCCAAUUGCCAUCGAGCCGGAAUGACGGGGACUCUCCUGGCCGCGAAGUUUUCGGCGCUCGCCUCCUCCGGAGUGUCCGUCUCCUUUCACUGGCUGCCCUCCCAUGUGGAUAUAGCUGGUAACGAGGAGGCAGACACCCUCGCCAAAGCUGCCCACCACGCAGGAGCCACACUCACUCGAGCAGUGGCGCCCUCAGACUAUUGGAGGCCACGACUGAAGAAGCUGCUACGGACAAUUCACCCAGGCCCGAGGGUGGCAAAAGGCAAGGGACCCAAGCUGCUCCCCGAGUCUGGCCUCACCAGGCGAGAUAGGGCCACCCUACUGCGACUCCGGACUGGCUGCACAUGGACAGCAGCUAGACGUCACGCCAUAGGCCGACGGGUCUCCCCCUCCUGCCGACGAUGCGGCGAUCCCGAGACCCUCGAACACCUCAUAUGCGCCUGA
This is a messenger RNA of Dermacentor andersoni, 1989 nucleotides long. Lineage: Eukaryota; Metazoa; Arthropoda; Arachnida; Ixodida; Ixodidae. The record is from RefSeq and is a predicted model, not a curated record.